CAUCGCACAUGCGCAAUUCAUUCCGAAAAUGGCGGCCGUACAAGGUGGUAUAGGCGACGCGGACAUAAAAACAGACAUAAAAACAGAACCAUCGGCCGAUGGCUUUGGAAAUAACAAUGCAAACGAAGGUAGAGUGCUCUCUGCGUCCCCCGGCUCCAGCGCUUCGACUGGAAGCAACAAACAAUCGGCUGCGGUUCCCUCGGAGGAUCAACAGACACUGCUGGCAGUCCUACAGUUCCUCAAAAAGAACAAACUCACAGAGUCCGUCGAGAUUUUGCGGCGUGAAGCGGGAUUACCGGAAAAUUCACUGAACCUGAAGUCCACCGAAUCCUCCGGGGCAGGAGGUGCUGCGGGCAGUGUGGACUUGGAAGGCGGGGAUGCGAGCUCUCUUCUCAGCCGAGUUACCGGGUCAUCUUCCGUCGGAGCCCAGGCGCCAACAAAAGCAGCGGCUGGAGAGGACCAGCCGGAUGUCAGUGUGGUGCUGUCAGCUUACAGCCAGCAGGGAGAUCCAGCUCUGUAUGAGGUCUAUUACAGUGACCUGAAGAAGUUCAUAGAAACAGUUUUGGACUGUCAUAGAGCCGAACUGUCCCAGGUCUUCUAUCCGCUAUUUGUCCACAUGUAUCUGGAGCUGGUGUACAACAAUCAUGAAAGUGAGGCUAAGGCCUUCUUUGAAAAGUUCAGUGGGGACCAGGAGUGCUACUACGAAGACGACUUGCGGAUUUUGUCUGGCUUGACCAAGAAGGAGCACAUGAGAGGCAACGAGACUCUGUUGGACUUCCGCACCAGCAAGUUUGUCCUGCGUAUCUCCCGUGACUCUUAUCAGCUGCUGAAGAGACACCUGCAGGAACGUCAGAACAACCAGAUCUGGAAUAUUAUCCAAGAGCACCUCUACAUAGACAUCUUUGAUGGCAUGCCACGCAGCAAGAGCCAGAUCGAUGCAAUGUCUGGCAGCUUGGCAGGAGAGGCCAAGCGAGAGGCCAAUAAAACUAAGGUUUACUAUGGAUUGCUGAAGGAACCAGAAAUCGAGCUGCCACUUGAUGACGAAGAUGAGGAGGCAGAGAAUGAGGAGGGUAAACCCAAGAAAAAAAAGCCAAAAAAGGAUAGUAUGGGCUCCAAGAGCAAAAAGCAGGAUCCAAAUGCUCCUUCACAGAACAGGAUACCCCUGCCAGAGCUCAAAGACUCAGACAAGCUGGACAAGAUCAUGUACAUGAAGGAGGCCACAAAAAGGAUCCGUCUGGGACCAGAUAACCUUCCCUCCAUCUGCUUCUACACUUUUCUCAAUGUGUACCAGGGUCUGACUGCAGUGGACUUCACUGAUGACUCCAGCCUGAUCGCAGGAGGCUUUGCUGACUCCACAGUACGAGUUUGGAGUGUCACACCGAAAAAGCUCCGCAAAGUCAAGUCUGCAGCAGACCUGAACCUGAUUGACAAAGAGUCAGACGACGUGCUGGAAAGGAUCAUGGAUGAGAAGACGGCCAGCGAAUCAAAGAUACUGUAUGGACACAGUGGACCGGUGUAUGGCAUCAGCUUCAGCCCAGACAGAAACUACUUGCUCUCGAGUUCAGAAGAUGGUACAGUGAGGUUAUGGAGUCUCCUAACAUUUAGUUGUCUGGUGGCCUACAAAGGCCACAACUACCCAGUGUGGGACACACAGUUUUCCCCCUACGGCUACUAUUUUGUCUCUGGAGGACAUGACAGGGUCGCCCGUCUGUGGGCGACAGACCACUACCAGCCUCUGCGGAUAUUUUCUGGUCACCUGGCUGAUGUCACUUGCACUCGUUUUCACCCAAACUCCAAUUACGUGGCCACAGGGUCAUCUGACCGCACCAUCCGCCUCUGGGACGUCCUCACUGGAAACUGUGCGCGCAUCUUCACUGGUCACAAGGGUCCCAUCCAUGCACUUGCUUUCUCUCCCAAUGGGAAAUUUUUGGCAUCAGGGGCCACUGAUGGCAGAGUCCUCCUGUGGGACAUCGGCCAUGGACUGAUGGUUGGAGAGCUCAAGGGCCACACAGAUACCAUUUAUUCCCUUAGGUUCAGCAGGGAUGGUGAGAUCCUUGCUUCUGGUUCUAUGGACAACACAGUUCGCCUGUGGGAUGCGAUGAAAGCAUUCGAUGACUUGGAGACUGAUGACUUCACGGCAGCUACAGGACACAUCCAUUUACAAGAUAACUCCCAGGAGCUUCUGCUAGGCACCUACACGUCUAAAUCUACUCCUGUUAUACACCUUCACUUCACCCGCAGGAACCUGCUUCUGGCUGCUGGAGCCUUCAAUCCUUGAGACUCUGAGAACAUAACUAAUGGAAGCUAGAAAUUUGCAAACUUUUGAUCCCGACUGCCACAAGUAACAGAGGAAGUUUGUGGCACAGUGAAAAUAAAAAAAACUCAGUUUACAUUUGGCUAACAUAACAAAUGAGGUUAGCCAACCGCGUGAGCCAAACAGGACUGUACAUUUAAAAUCACUGUCUUGAGUACAGUGUCUACUCAAUACAUGGCUGACAUUUCUGUAUCAUAAUCUUUUAUACUGGUGCACAUUGUAAAUAAAGAA
Archocentrus centrarchus (flier cichlid) is the source of this 2545-nucleotide messenger RNA. It is a transcript of the gene taf5, whose product is annotated as TAF5 RNA polymerase II, TATA box binding protein (TBP)-associated factor. Gene Ontology annotation, biological process: transcription initiation at RNA polymerase II promoter. The record is from RefSeq and is a predicted model, not a curated record. Gene Ontology annotation, molecular function: protein binding; RNA polymerase II general transcription initiation factor activity. Gene Ontology annotation, cellular component: transcription factor TFIID complex. The transcript has 11 exons. Lineage: Eukaryota; Metazoa; Chordata; Actinopteri; Cichliformes; Cichlidae. Bases 29 to 2278 code for a protein of 749 amino acids.